AUGGAAGUUAAGUUGGACGGAGAUGUAGAUGAUGGAUCAGAGGUGGAUAUGAGUAGUGCAAUAGAUGAGUUAUGGAAAAGGUUUAAGUCACUGGAUGUUGUUGGGAAAAAGGCAUUAAAAAGUAGAGUUUUUGAACUUGCCUUCCCUACAAUGACUUCUAUGUGUCCACCACCUGAGAAAAUAAAAACUAAAGGGGGAAUCAAGAAGAAAGACAAAAAACCAGUAGGAUAUGAUGUUUAUAGAGACCCUUCGUAUCACGAGUAUGUGGAUCAAGCAUCUCAAUCUUCACAGAUGCAAUCUCAACCAUCACAAACUUCGAAGAAAUUGAAAUUAUCACAGUCUUCACAAAAGAAAUCUCAACCAUCACAGGCUUCGAAAAAGUUGAAAUUAUCACAAUCUUCACAGUCAUCUAAGCAGUUCAUCCUUCAAUUUCCUAAUCACAUCAAGUCAUAUAUUGAUGAUGUAGUUAAUGUUGUAUCAGAUGGUAAUUGUGGAUUUCGAGUCAUUACUUCAUUGCAUGGAUAUGGUGAAUAUGGUUGGCCAAUGGUUCGUCGAGACUUGGGGUUGGAAAUAAUAUAUAAUGAAAGAUCAAGUUUGUAUGUCAAUUUAUUUACUGAUCAGUUAACACAUAAACAUAAACUAAAUAGGUCAAAUUAG
Lathyrus sativus (Indian pea) is the source of this 657-nucleotide messenger RNA. The record is from the annotation of a GenBank genome assembly. Lineage: Eukaryota; Viridiplantae; Streptophyta; Magnoliopsida; Fabales; Fabaceae.